AUGGCUACUAGUGGUGAUCAAAUGGGUCUCGUCGAUCGCCUAAAAAACUUCGCCGAGAUGAUCAUGGCACAGAAACUUUUUGGGGAUUUGUUCACAAAAGAAAUCCAUGUCUUCAAGGAAAAGUUCGGCCCAAAAUUUAAGAACUAUGAGGAAAUUCUCGCUGAUACGUCGUAUGUGUUCACCAACUCAAAUCCAUACCUGGACUAUCCUCGUCCUAUGCUCCAUAAAACUGUACCUAUUGGUGGAAUCGCUGUCCAUAUUGAUCCCAAGAAAAAUGAGCUGUCAAAGAAGUGGGAUAGCAUACUGAACGAGAGAAACACGACUGUACUGGUCUCAUUCGGUUCAGUGGCCAAGGCAAUCUACAUGCCAGAUGAGUACAAAGCAUGCCUGAAACAACGUUUAUAUGGAAAUACGAAGCCGAAGGCUCCAAAUAGCUGCUCAGCUCGAGAAUGUUCACGUUCAGCACUAACAAAAAGCAAUUCAGCCGAUCCCCGCCUUACGGCUUUCAUCACUCAUGGAGGCUUAGGCAGCACCACAGAACUCGCUCAUUUGGGAAAGCCCGCGAUACUGACAAGAAAUGCCCAUAUGCUUGCGAAACACGGUGGAGGUAUCGUUCUAUCUAAGCUUGCUCUGGAGCAUCCUCAGAUGCUCACGAAAGCUCUCAAAAAAAUCUUCAAUGACGCAAGCUUCUCUCACAAUGCCAAGCGGCUGUCGCAGAUGCUUCUGAAUCAACCAAUCAGUGCAAAACAACUUCUCGUCAGACACUGCGAAUUCGCAGCUAAUAAAGCCAUUCCAGAAUCUGGUAUGAGCAUUGCUGUAACCAAAAAGUUUUCUAAGUAUGGAAAAUACGUGUGGAAGAAAACGAUGAUGACUGAUCCUCGCCUGACCGCCUUCAUCACUCACGGAGGUUUGGGGAGCACCACUGAGCUAGCCCACCUAGGCAAACCUGUAAUACUGGUAAGCUGCUCAAAAACUCUGUUAAUCAAUGUUAUCCAUAUCGUGAGACAUUUCACCGACAAGCAUGUUAACAACUGCUGCCGGAUACCGAAAUGCCCAUAUGCUAGCCAAGCACGCGGUGGCAUUAUUUUGAACAAAUUUGCGCUGGAGCAUCCACAAGUACUCAAGACUUUUUUGAAAAGGAUCUUCGAUGAAGCGAGCUUUUCCAACAACGCUAAGCGACUGUCAGAAAUGCUUUUGAAUCAGCCGAUCAGUGCCAAGCAACUGCUCAGAUACAGCGAGUUUGCCGCCAAAUUUGGACGUCUGCCUAAUCUCGAUCCUUAUGGACGACAACUCCCAUUCAUUGCGUAUUAU
Messenger RNA from Cooperia oncophora, 1311 nucleotides. The record is from the annotation of a GenBank genome assembly. Lineage: Eukaryota; Metazoa; Nematoda; Chromadorea; Rhabditida; Trichostrongylidae.